Cuculus canorus (common cuckoo) is the source of this 11962-nucleotide messenger RNA. RefSeq names its product UDP-GlcNAc:betaGal beta-1,3-N-acetylglucosaminyltransferase 7 (gene B3GNT7). Gene Ontology annotation, cellular component: membrane. Bases 8335 to 9639 code for a protein of 434 amino acids. The transcript is spliced from 3 exons. Gene Ontology annotation, molecular function: hexosyltransferase activity. The record is from RefSeq and is a predicted model, not a curated record. Lineage: Eukaryota; Metazoa; Chordata; Aves; Cuculiformes; Cuculidae.
AUGAAGUUCCCUGGAGGCAAAAUAUUGCUGUCAUGGGGAGGGAUGGUUGCUUGGUUUGGCUUUGAGUUGUUUCCUUUAAACAAAGUUCCACUAUUCUUUAUAAAUAAUGGUAGAGGUUACAGUGUAGAGAGAAAAAGUGCUGUGUUGCCUUCAUGCACAUUUUUGAACAGUGGUAGCAGAAAAGCAAACAGGCUUCCGUCCUGCCAGGUAAGUAAGUGUAUCCAGACUUAUCUUUUAGUCCAAGGCUUGAACUCAUUUUUGAGCUAGAACUGCCUGGCAGUUUGGACCAUCCUCAGACUUGAUUGAAGUGUGGCUCAAUAUUGGAACAAGUUCUUUCCCAGGAGAGGAGAUGUCAGAGAGCUGGGAGAGGCACCUUGCUAACAGGAGCGCGUGAGCUCUGCAGGCCACACCUGGACACACUGGCCUGUGCCCUGUGGCGCGCCGAGCUCAAGGAGGUGUAUGGGCAUGGCUAGCAAAGGGGAUAUAGAUGUAGCAAGCUUCCACUGGCUGCAGUGGGAUCCAAGUACCAAAACACCUCUGUGACUAAGCCAUGUGGUUUUCUCCAGGCUGUGCUGCCCUUUCCUAACCUCUGCUCUUCAUGUGCGUUGCAGAAGGGGUGGGACUCCUGAGAAUUUGUUGACAGGUGAGAAACAGCAAGGUAUUUCAAGGCAAACAAACCUAACUUUAAGAGCAGCCCAUUCUGGCCAAGCUGUAUGGGAAUCUGCUGCUGAUAGAAACCAGAUUCUUGGUCCAGAACAUAGAACAUUGUCCUACUGUGUUAUCAGACCGGUAAUUCUUCUAGCCUGGCAUCAUCAGUGGUUGGGAUCUUAUGUUUCAAGGCAAGUUUCUUCCCAACUCCAGGCUGCUUUCUACUCCACAAUGGAAGGGCGCUGUAUUCAGUUGCGGGAUCAUGAUCCAAAUUUCUUCUCUUUGAGGACCUGAUGCUCUCCAGACAACAGGCUGAGUGGCACACCCUAGGACAUCUAAUAACUUUCUGGAACACAUCCUCAUUUUCUUACCAGCUCUCUCAGCAGUCUUUGGCUUAUGGUGCAAGUUUUCAAGAAACCAGGGCAGUAAUUUGUUUAUUUAUUUAUUUAUGCAAACAGUAAGAAAUCCAGGUGACAGCUUUAAAUGUUUGGUUUGUUCUUCUUCAAAUAUGGGAAAUGCUGUUCUGAUAUCUUAGGUCCACAGAUUCUGAGUAUCAAUUAUUUUGUUGACCUUGAGUGAGAGUGACCUAGCACUGUAUUUAAUUUAAAAAAUGGUUUCCAGCAUGAUUGCUGGUUUUCAUCUGAAGUCUUUAAAGUUCUACUUAAUUGUAUUUGAUUUUCUUUUAAUGGUGCUGAGAGCUAAUUCUGUUAAGUAAAAGAAUAAAUAGGACAAAUAGAGGUGAGCGGAUACCUUAAACAAUAAGGUUUGUCCUGCAGAUGUUUAAGGUACCUUAUAUGUUAAGCUAUACCUGACAGCUAUGAAUGCCGAGGCUAUCUGAAAAUCAGACCACCUACUAAGGGAUUUUACAAGGCAAAGACACCUUCUUCUACUCAUCUCAAGGAAAAAUUCUGACCUUUGUAGAUCCAGAUUUCAUUACAGAUGCAUAGUUCUCCUCCUCUGAAGAGUGAGAAAGUUGAGCUAAUGUGAGGAUGGGAUGUAAGUGCUGGAAAUAGCAGCCCUGUGCCAAGUGAUACAGUUCCUCAUUUGCUUUGCCAUGUGCCGGUCUGACUGCCCUAGCCCUUUUCUGAAUCCGGUUGACUGUUGGCAGGGGUUGAAUGCUUCCUGAGAACAAAUCACUUUAUUGUUCAUGUCUGCUCAUGCACUGCCUUUUGGGAGCGUGGUUCGUGUUGGUAGCAAGAAGCAGGACCAUUAGCACCAAAUGAAUUCUUUGUCAAGCAGCAUGUCUUGCUGAAAUUUUUACCAUUUUCUCCAACUACUUUCCCCCUGGAUCGAAUUUGCAGUAUCCUAAUGGGCUGGCUCCUAUUAAGCAGAUGACUUGUUGGGGGUGGGGGGUUGUUGUUAACUCAGCAGAUCGUGACCUACCAUGAUUUUCCACAAAACUGGCUCCUUUCUUCUUCCUCCUCUUCCGAGUGAGCAGCUGGGAACUAAAAUGAGGCAGCUCUGGGACUGACAAAACAAAUUUUGUUUCUAUUAAACCCCUUCCAUCCUCAAGUCCUGUGCAAACUGGGCUGUCUGAAACAGCCAAAAUUUCCAUCCUGAGUAACUGUACCAAAUGGAGCACCUAGCCAUGAGCCGCCACUCCAGGGAGUGAUCUGCAGGCAAAGUACAAUGGCAGUUCUCAGGGGUGCCAUCACUCCAUGCCCCAGCAAUACUGGUGACAGCAGCCAUCACUGUCCUGUUUCUGCCUGGAUUCAGGGACUGGGACUGCCCAAAGUGGCUCCACCGGUGUAACCACACUCAAGUGGGGUAAAUCACGGAUUAUGAGCCAGCAACAACUGGUCCCAUGGCUGAUAGUCAACAUCAGUGCUUAUGUGACAUAAGCAGGUUAGCCCAUAACUAGAGCUUUUAGACCCUACCAUAAUACACAGUAACAGCAAGAAGAAUCCGGCUUGCUUCUCCCAAAAUGUAAGAAUUGGUCUGGUUGAGUUUUCAGUCAUCUGUACACAAAGCUGACCUGAAGAUUCAUGCUAUCUUCUCACUCAAAUUCGGGGCCUGAUUUUUGUGGAACAUGGUUCCCUGUUGGUGCAGAAUGAGAGAAAUAAUUUACUUUUGAUUGAUUUUCCACAUAGAUUAAAAACUUGGGGUAGGUAAAUGGCUCAAUUCCAGUACUAUGCUUUAAAACCUCAGUGUGCAGGGGCAUGGAGAGGACAUCGUGAGACUUCUUUCUUUGACCUUGUUAUCCUCUUGACUCUGAAGAUGCAGGUGGUGAGGAUGCAGAUUUUCACAAAGCAGGAGGGGGUGGAUCUAAGCAAUUGUGAACCUCCACAAAUCUUGUUGGGGCUUCCAAGGUCCUCUGAAACCUCCUUUACAGCAACUGAAGCAGAAGCCAGUGUCAGCAAUUGUGUAUCACUUCCCGAGUCACCCAGAAAUGGCAUCAAUGAGAACUGAUUUCAUCUUGAGUCCCAGCAGGGUGUCUUGGACUCCUGGAUCACUUGUGUUCAUGCACAGGGCAGAGACCAAGGCUUUUUAACCAAAACCAGCCAGGUGAUCUUACAUAUUUCUGGUAACAAUAACAUGUUUGUGUCUGCUGAAUCCGAUCCGAAAAAAAAGACAUAUCCUCACUAUAAGUAUCAUUAUUUCUAUCUCACUAACAACAAGAAAUGAAAAUAAUGUCCUGUAUUUCAACUGAGUCCCCUCAGCUGCUGUGAGGAGGCAGCUAGUUGUCCACAAGCACUCUCUCUUUGGUGGCAGCAGGGAGUGGUUUUAGCCUUCAUGGAAAGCUGAUUAUUGUGUUCAGGUGAUGAAAUGUGGAGUUUCAAAAGAAUUUGCCUCUCAUCUCAGUGCAUGCAUAAAAAUCUGGCCCUUUAUCCUGCAGCAGUGGCCUCUCUGGAGAGUGUCCGUGUAGUUUCCUGUCUCUGUGCUUCCUUCCCUCACUCACACGUUUUGUUUUGUUUGAGGUGGAUUGCCUUAUUUUUUUCCUGCAAAGAGAUUUAUUCCAUAGGGCUGGAUCGUGUUUGUUCAUUACAGAGGCAAAGCAAGCUUUGAAAGAUGCUCAUCCCAGGCUGGAGCUCUCCAAAAACUGGCUGGAUGUUUGGUGCUUGUUGGCUGUAGCCCCUUCCCUUUCACCUGUACCACAGCCUCUUCCUGCAGUACAGACCUGAUCCCAAAGGAGAGCUUCCCCCCACCCCCCACCCCGCCUCUGCUACUAUGCAGGAAUCUCCUUCCUUUUGUGCUGGGGCUGAUUAAAAUCUCUCAUUAGGUUUACCUUCUGACUUCUGACGCCAGUACUUUAUGCAAAAACAUUUCCUAGUGAGAACAGUUUAGGGCAAGUCAGCCACUGAAGUGUUACCACCGGUGAGAUCUCUGUGUUUCAUUAGGUGCCUCUCAAACCAUUCCUGGGCAGUGGGAAUGAGACAGGCGUUGCUAGAUGAGCUGGUACAAUAUUUUGCCUUUUUCUCACAACAUUGGCACUGGGCAAAGCAGUAAGUGGCAGGCUGCCUUAUCUUCUGUGAAGCUGACCGGUCCUGCUGCUUGGCAUGGUUACUGGUGCUGCCCACGUGUUUCUUUGAAUGACCUUCCUCUGGGCUGCGAGUGUGGUUUGUACUGGGAAUACCCUGUCCUUGCUAGAAAAGCAGCUCCUGGGGAAAUAUGUCCUUGCUUAGAUGCAUAGAGAGAGUGUUACUGCCACAACCUUAGGGGUGUGCUGUGGGUUAGCCCUGGUGGGCAGCUCAGCCCCACACAGCAGUAGGAUGGAGGGAGAAGCAGAAGAGUAAAAGUGAGAAAACUCAUGCGUUGAGAUAAAGACAGUUUAACAGGCAAAACAAAAGCUGUGUGCACCAGCAAAGCAAAAUAUGGAAUUCAUUUGCUGUUUCCCUCGGGCGGGCAGGUGUUUAGCCAUUUCCAAGAGAGCAGGAACAUUUACUUCAUCAUGCAUAAUGGUUAUUUGGGAAGACAGACACUGUAACUCAUUCUUUCCUUCCCCCAGUUUUUAUUGCUGAGAGCACAACAUCACAUCAUCUGGAGUGUCUCUCUUUGGUCAUCUGCAAUCAGCUGUCCCUGCUCUGCUCCCUUCAAGCUCACUGGUGGGGCAUCCUGAGAAACAGAGAUGGCCUUCACUUUGUGUAAGCAACAACUGAAACAUCCCUGCCUUAUCAGCACUGUUUUGGUCCCAAAUGCAAAACAUAGCACCAUACCAGCUACUAUGGAGAAAAUUAACUCCAUCCCAGCCACAACCAGUACAGGGUGCAAGUGUGUUUGUUUGCAUGGAUGUGGUGAGGCCAGAGCAUGCUACGUUGGCAGAGAAGCACAGUAAGACUCGGGAGAGGCUCUUCUGAGCCCAGCUGUGCACCAGGGGAACUGUGGGGAUGGCAGCAGGGGCUGGUGUAAGGCUGGCAUCCAGCCUUACAUCUGGACACAGACCAGUUGUAGAGAGAGCAAAAAUCGGGGUUUCCUUAACACCUGGGGGGCAUCUGAGAGCGUGUGUUGUACAGCCCUGAAAGGAGUGAGACCGUUGGUCAUCUGCUUCAUCUUCAGGGAGUUCCCACCAGGCACCUUUAAAUUCCCAUUCUGGACAGGAGGAAAGGUUACCUGACAGCCCUGCGGUACUGGGAAUGGGGGAUGGAGGAUGAAGGAUGGGGGGUCUUUGUGCUUCCAGCUGUAAGGAACUCCAGGGAACGCUUUUCUCCCAGCGUUUCUGUUAUGUUGAUCCCCUUGUGCACUGGGACUGGAUCAAAGAGAGCAAAACCGCACUGAAAGACAAUGGUCUCUUCUCACUGGUUCAGCAAGGGUUCCUGCUACUGCAACAGCUCUUCCAAGUCAGGCUGUCACUGCCCGACUGUGCCUGAGCUGUUACAGGCCUAAAGAACAAAAUACUGGUUUUUUUAAUGAUGAAAAGCUUUUCUUAUGUCUUCUCAUGAAUGAUGUGAUAGAGCAGCAACUGCCUCAAACGCACUGCUCCUGUGCCCAGCUUUCUCUGCAGACUUGUGCUCUGAAACAAAAGGAAGGGGAAACCAAAGAAAGUAAAGGCUCUGGUUUGCUAAUGUAACACCAAGUUGAUGAGAAAUCUAUGUUUCAGCCUGGUAUAUUGCUGAGUGCUGUUUUUACACAUGGCUUUUCUUACUGCAGCUCAGAUCUGGAGUUUGACCUGCACACCUUUAUGUAUACACUUUAAUUAGCUAAAUGGCUCUUAACCACGGAGAAGGUUGUAUGGUAGUCUAGGUGCAGUAAGGAUUGAAUCAAUAUGAAAUUGAGAAACUGAAGUGGUUCAUGACAACCUCUCCGAACCGGGAGGGGAAACUUUGCUACCACACCCACUUUCAACCCUCCUUGAAUAUCACAAAGAAGUUGAGAAAUACCUUGGUGGCUCCCCUGCAGGUUGGUUGUCCCAAAUGCAAAUGUAGUAGUUUAAAAAUGUCUCCUUAUUUUAACACUUUCCAGGCUGAAAGAGUUUUGCACCUGCCACAGGGUAGACAGAGAGAGCCAAGCGACAGAGGAGGGGAGAUGCUGGGCUGUGCUGCCUCUGAGCCUCGCUGGCAGCUGGGGCAUGGCAGGGUUCUGACUAGGAGUGCUGCAAAGAUGGAGAGAGUGCAUUUUAGGAAUAGUCCUGCUUUAAUCCUUAUUAUUUAUUCUGAGGUUCCCAUGCGGUGUUGGUAGGAGUGAUUGUUGUAAUCCCUUGGUGUUGUCAUGUGUGUUCUUGCAGUUGAGCAAGAUUGUUUGUGCAUGGUGAGGGUGCAAGGCUUGCUCUGCACAUGAGGAGGUUGCAACUGGGGCAACUGGAGCUGCUCUGGGAGACCUGCAAAGUUGUGCAGCUGGAGAUUAUCUGGAAACUUAACAUGUUAGCAUGAUCAGUACUAGUUUACGCUUAGUUUCUUUUCCAGGCACAGUUUGAAGCUGGUGUAUUGUUAUCUAGAAAUAGAUUUUGUUUGUCAGGACAACUGUGUCUCCUCCAUUGGCUGGUUUCAGGGGGAGGUGAGGGGUCAGCUCCUGUAUCCUCUUAAUUUGACAGUGAAAUUGUAGAACUUGAGCUGUGACUGCAUAAACUUGGCCAAUGCUGUACCUGCAUUGGCUCAGAGCUGUUCCAUGGAAUACAGCUUUUCCUCCUCAUCCCCUGACCAUACAACCCACAGGGAAGGUUGGGUCUGCAUCUACCCAGCCCCAGUUUUUCCUUUGUUAAACCACCCACAGCUACUGGGGUGCAAAAUAAAUAGUGCAACACCUCACCUCCUUGUAAGGGCUAAGACACCUUCCUUUUGCUCACACCUGGAUUUCACUUUCUCCCGCUGCACUGUUUUAUGCAGGCAGCAUCUGGGCAGGGUUCUGUUGCUUCAGAGCAUUUGCUGGGUAUUACUCAGGCAGUUUGUUCCCGUACAAAGGAGGGAGGAGUGGGUUAGAGCAGGUUAGAGCUGUCCGGCUUGGCUAUGCGGGAACCACUGACAAAUAAAAGCUCCAUAAAUACCGUGUACAUUCUUCUACCUCUCCCCUUCCUCAACAUAUCUGUCAGUUCCUUUUCCAGAUCAAUUAUUUUUCUUUUGAGAAAAGAAUAUCUUUAUUUCUUGGAUGUAAAAAUUAUUGAUUCUCCCUUUGCAAGCCAUGAAGAUAAUUUUGCGGGCAGCAUUGCAGCUUGGCCCAAGGCUCUGUUACUGAAAGGCUGAUCCCAAGGCCAAAGAGAGCAGUGGAGAUACUGGCCCCACCGUGUGAGCAUGUGGUAGGUGCCUCCAGCUCACCCCAGCGGACUGAGACCCACCUGGGAUGAGGGACCAGGCCAGGAUGGAGCUGCAGGUAGAGCUUCCCUCUCCCCCUGCUCACCCCAGCACUUGGUGCCCUGCAGGGUUGUGCACUGUACAUUUGCCCACUUCUGCAAGGCUAAGCUCACGAAAUGGGGUCGCUCUGGUCUCUAGGACUCCCAGGGGUCAGUGCACAUUUAAUCCUUACCCAUCAGCUGUUCCCUGUGGCUGCCUUCAUUCCCACUUGGCAUCAUAACAUCCAGCUACCAUUGCCUCACACAGUGGGUUUCCUCCUCCCCACACAUUCCCUGGGCUGUGCUAAGGGAGUGAUGGGACCUAUCCUCCUGCUCCUUAACAAACCAGGUGAUGGUGGAAAGACAGCGAGGAGGAAAGGAGUGGAAAAAAGCUUUGCCAGGUGUUUCCUCCGCAGCCUGGUGCAGCGUUACUCUCUACUCCAAGGCAGCUCAGCCCUGUGGGCUGCCCUUGCUGCUGCGACUGCUGGAGGUUGGUGAUGAGCUGUGCCCUUCCCUGCACUGGGGCUGUGGGACCAUUGCCACUGAUCCCAGGGCUCACUGGUCAUGUUCUCCACGCGCUGGUGAAUUGACCUUCUGGCCAGGAGCGUGGCUCCUAGGUGGUCUUUCCCAGAUUAAGCACAGCUUGCAAACCUUCACCCUUCUCUCUAGGCCUAUAAAUCACAACUUCCCUUGCUGUGGCAGUUUCACUGGAGGUAGGAGCUGACUUUGCUACUGAAACCUGACAAACACCCAGAGGGGAGGGUGGCUGCUAUGCACUUCUCAACCCUUCAGACACCAAAUUCUUCCUGCCAAGAUUUUGAGAUUUCUCCUCUCUGGCUGGACUUCUGGAAGAGAACAAACACGCCUGGCCCCUGGGCAUCAUCCUUCAGUUGUCCCCUCCGAGGAGAAAUACCUCAGCAAGAGCAGAGCUUUGUCAGAAGGUGUAAAUUGGUGCAGCUUUGACAGCGCUGCCCAGGCUGUGAAGGUCCAUGCUGACAGCUGCCAUAACGAUGACCCUCUGGACAGACAGAUGGACAUGGACACACAUUUCUUCCUGUGCCAUAGAGGAGUUUGCGGCUGUUUUUUUCAGGAAGAAGACCAUCUACAAAACUGUUUGCCUCUCCUUCUUGCUGGUGAUCACGGUGAUGGUGCUGCAGCGGGGAAUGGCCCCCAGCCAGUUCACACCGGGCCAUCAGCAGAAAGAGCUGCUCCCUAUGGAGCCCCUGAAAAUGCAGAAGAGAAACAACGCCUUCUCCAUCACCAGCACUUUCUGGAAGAGCAACAAAGAGAAAGUUCCUGUGAAGGAGGAGGAGAGCAUGACAGCAAAGCAAGCAAAAUCCUGGGACAUCACCACUACCAACUGCUCAGCCAACCAGAACUUCAGCAAGGUGGACUGGUUCAAGGGGCUGGAGCCCAACUUCCAGCAGUUCCUGCUCUACCGACACUGCCGCUACUUCCCCAUGCUGAUCAACCACCCAGAGAAAUGCAGCGGGGACAUUUACCUGCUCAUUGUGGUCAAGUCUAUCAUCACGCAGCAUGACCGCCGUGAGGCUAUCCGGAGGACCUGGGGCCAGGAGAAGGAGGUGAAUGGCAAGAGGAUCAGGACGCUGUUCUUGCUGGGCACGGCCUCCAAGGAGGAGGAGAGAGCCAACUACCAGAAACUGCUAGUUUACGAGAACCACAUCUAUGGGGACAUCUUGCAGUGGGAUUUUCUGGAUAGCUUCUUCAAUCUCACCCUCAAAGAAGUCCAUUUCUUGAAGUGGCUGAACAUCUACUGUGAUAAUGUCCGCUUCAUCUUCAAAGGUGAUGACGAUGUGUUUGUGAGUCCCAGCAACAUUCUGGAGUUUCUGGAGGACAAAAAGGAGGGAGAGGACCUCUUUGUAGGAGAUGUCCUCUACAAAGCGAGGCCAAUCCGGAAGAAGGAGAACAAGUACUACAUCCCCAGCGCCCUUUACAACAAAAGUAACUACCCACCCUAUGCAGGAGGUGGGGGCUUCAUCAUGGAUGGGCCCCUGGCCAAAAGGCUGCACAAGACUUCGGAGAUGCUGGAGCUGUACCCCAUUGACGAUGUCUUCCUAGGGAUGUGCUUAGAAGUCCUUAAAGUAUCCCCUGUUGGGCAUGAGGGCUUCAAAACUUUUGGCAUUGUGAAGAACAAGAAUAGCAAGAUGAACAAGGAGCCAUGCUUUUUCCGGAGUAUGUUGGUGGUUCAUAAACUGCUGCCUCCAGAAUUGCUCCAAAUGUGGGACUUGGUCCAUAGUAACUUGACAUGCUCGAGAAAACUCAACGUCCUUUAGCUCAGUCUCUCUGGAGAGCUGGGACUGGAGGGGCUGGGACAACUGGUCCCUGCUCCGGGAUGGGGUGAGUCUUUGCUGCUGGCACACACCUCCUUUGGGGGCAUUUCCCUCUGGGGCAAGGAAGGCAGAGGCACAGUGCUUGCGGGCAGGGUUUGCUAUAGUGUUUGUUCCCGUACUGUAACGUUGUUGACUUAUCUCCAGCUGGGUUGGGGGUUGAUGAAAAAAAAAAAAACAAAACCAAAACCAACAACCAACAAAUCUAGCACAAAAUGGAGAGAGAGAGAGAGAGAGAGCAAGAGGUGGGGCAGAGAGGUUUGUGCUCUGCUCUAGGAUCCACCUCCACUGGAGCAUGAUGAACAGCAGGGUGGGGGGGAGGCAAAGAGGGAUGUGGCACUGGCGUUUUUUGGAGAUUUUCAGGGUCUGGCUAUCCAGGGAAACCACUCCAAGGGAGAUGAGCAGUUUACAAGUAUGUGAGCCUCCAUGACUCAAAAGUCAAAGGGAUUUUGUUAUCUCAAAUGUCUCCUUCAUGCAAGGUUUUAAUGACACUGAACCUGUAUGCACUGGGUUCAGCCCUUGCCAAAGUCCUCUCUGUGUCCCCACUACGCAGCUAGGGAAAGGGGGUCUCCUCUGAGGCCAGACCUCGCCAGCCCCCGGCCCCUACAUGCUGCUGGGUUUCAGCCUAGUGGUUGGGGGACUGGGGUCUUUGUUCCCCACAGACAGUCCCAGAUGAUGGUAGCUCCCAGCGCCAGCUCGGGCUGUACUUGGCUCCUCAGCCCCUCUCCUAAUCUUACUGUGCGUGCAUUCAGAGGAAUGCACCCAGCCAAAACUCCUCAGGGAUUUGUUCCUCCUGGCAGGAAAGGCAUGAGGCAGGCUGCCCUUGCCCACGGCCAAGGAAGCAACAGAGAAACUUGGUCAGCCCCAGCUGGAGUGGCCCAGGGGUUUGUCACAUCUAGGACCCCAGUGUAGGUGUGGGCAUCCCAGUGGCUCGGUGCAGGGACACCCUUUCCUUGCAGCUGGGCUGCCAUGGUGGGGUUGCGUUGGAGUGGGACAACAAACCCCAAAGACCUCCUGUGCGGCCACUUCAGGCUCAGCGAUGAGCAUCAUGCUCCAGGGCAAGCUGAAGAGCAUCAGUCCUGGCAUGUGGAGCGAGGUCCCAAGGGACAAGAUGAAGGAGAACUGGUGUUUCACAUGAUGUCUUCUCCUCUCAGGUUGCUGCAGUGUUUUAUUCUACAUGAUGAGGCCCAGGAGCAUGACAGGGAGUGGAGUCAUGAGAUAUGGCCUUUUUUGGGGACUGAAGGGGCUACUGGAGCUCAAGGGGAGCUCCAAGCCAGCUGCUGUGAUUGGAAACCCCUGGACACAGAGACACGGCCAAGCACAGGGCCACAAAUGCUCUCUAGCCAAUGACUGCAGGCAUGAGCAAAGCCACAGGCAUCUGCAAAGCCACAUGCGUGCACAGACACUGGCGUGGCAGCUCCCAGGCACAGGGUCUGCACAUGCAGGUGUGUCCCUGUGAGCAGGGCUGGCACCCCCAGAUGUCCCCGUGCACCGGUGGACACGCACAGGGAAACACAGGCACAUGCGCGCUCACUCUCUCUCUCCCUCUCUGGUGCCAGACAUUGAAAGGAAAAAAUUAUGACUACCUCAAAGGUUCCCCUGUGCAGUGCCUUUUUUUUUUUUCUUUCCUUUUCUUAAUGUGUUUUGGAAAUGGGCCCAUUUCAUUUACUCAAACUCUGUAUGUUCCCCAGGUUAGAAAAUAAACAAAAAAAGGGCUAAACCAGCCAAAAAAAGGCAUCUUCCUGCCAAGCCACACCACUUCUCAGCAAAUGCCCGUUGUCUGAUCGGACAAGCUGCAAAUUUGAAGAGGAGGAAAAGAAAGAGCCCGUUGCUGCCCUGGGCUCAGCUGUUGGUACUGGAACUGGCAGCAAUACUGUGAAAUUUGAUUUUCGAUGAGCCCAGUGGCACCGUGUCUCUGGGACAAGGGCUGGCAGCACAGGGCAGAGCCCUGAGGGCAUUUUGGCUGCUCGCUGGCUUUGGUAGGACACAACACUCCUUCCUUUUCCCAUCCCCUCCCCUCCUUCCAACAGGAGUGAGUUCAGAAAGUUUCCAAAUUGACACCUCUGUAAUUUCUGUCCAGUACAGUACGUCAGGCUGUGUAUUUAUCCUACAGGCAGGGGCAGCUCUUGCUCUCCAUGGCAAUGCAUACGGCGAGUGAGGGCUGCGUGCAGAAAUCUCUCAGUGUUGCUCUUCACCUGGCAGGACCUGUACAGAGAAACCUUGUAGAUUUGGUGAAUAUUCUAGUUUCUAAAUAAAGGUUAAAAGAAGA